Rattus norvegicus (Norway rat) is the source of this 2714-nucleotide messenger RNA. RefSeq names its product SH3 and cysteine rich domain (gene Stac). The record is from RefSeq and is a predicted model, not a curated record. NCBI's taxonomy places the organism in Eukaryota, Metazoa, Chordata, Mammalia, Rodentia, Muridae. Gene Ontology annotation, molecular function: diacylglycerol binding; transmembrane transporter binding. Gene Ontology annotation, biological process: positive regulation of protein localization to plasma membrane. Gene Ontology annotation, cellular component: T-tubule; cytosol; sarcolemma.
GCCCCGCCCCGAGCCGCCGCCUCCCGUCCUCGGAGGGGCCAGCCCGGGCCCACCCGCCCGCUGCGGUGGGCGGCAGUCACGACUAGAGGCGCGCAAUCUCCAGCGAGGUGGCCACAGGCGCUGCGCGGGGCGGGGCGGAGGCCCGGGAGGUGGGCUGGACCUGGCCAGGCGAGGCCCCAGGGCGCACGCCGCCGCCUGGCACGAUGGACAUCCCGGGGACACGGCACUGAGCGAGCGAGCAAGAAGUCGAGCGAACCUGCGGUUCCCCCAGAAGCCCAACACAGUUCCCGCGGCCAAGAUGAUCCCUCCAAGUGGCGCCCGCGAGGACAGCGGAGACGGACUGACCCGGGAGGCAACCGGCACAGAGCAGCCGCCCUCUCCUGCGUCCACCAGCAGCCUGGAAUCCAAGACCAAGAGCUUGCGGAGCAAAAGUGCCGACAACUUCUUCCCAAGGACCAACAGUGAUGUGAAACCACAAGCAGACCUGCUGGCCAAGGCUAGCCCAGGCCCCAGCCCAAUACCCAUCCCUGGAAGCCCAGCAUCCAUGCCCACCAAGGCUGGCCUGCACCCCGGCAGCAACAGCAAGGUCCACGCCUUUCAGGAGCAUGUCUUUAAGAAGCCCACCUUCUGUGAUGUCUGCAACCACAUGAUCGUGGGAACACAUGCUAAGCACGGACUACGCUGUGGAGCCUGCAAGAUGAGCAUUCAUCACAAGUGUGCAGACGGCCUGGCACCCCAGCGGUGCAUGGGCAAGUUGCCAAAAGGAUUCCGGCGUUACUACAGCUCCCCCUUGCUCAUUCACGAACAGUUUGGAUGCAUUAAAGAAGUUAUGCCCAUUGCUUGUGGCAAUAAAGUGGACCCAGUGUAUGAAGCCCUCCGAUUUGGCACAUCCCUGGCCCAGAGAACAAAGAAGAGCAGCUCAGGCAGUGGUUCUGACUCACCCCCCAGAACCUCGACUUCAGAGCUGGUAGAGGUUCCUGAAGAGGCUGAUGGGCCAGGAGACUCGUCUGACAUCAGGCCACGGAGCAACAGUGUGUUUACAUAUCCGGAAAAUGGCACCGAUGACUUCAGAGAUCAAGUAAAGACCAUAAACCACCAGGGACCUCUUUCCAAAGACCCAUUACAGAUGAACACCUACGUUGCCUUGUACAGAUUUAUACCACAGGAGAAUGAAGACUUGGAAAUGAGGCCAGGAGACAUGAUCACUCUCCUAGAAGACUCCAAUGAAGACUGGUGGAAAGGAAAGAUUCAGGACAGGGUUGGUUUCUUUCCAGCCAACUUUGUUCAGAGAGUAGAAGAGCAUGAGAAGAUUUAUAGGUGUGUCCGGACCUUCAUUGGCUGCAAGGACCAGGGGCAGAUAACACUGAAAGAGAAUCAGAUCUGUGUGACCUCUGAGGAAGAACGGGACGGCUUCAUCAGAGUCCUCAGUGGGAAGAAGAGAGGCCUCGUCCCAUUGGAUGUACUGGUAGACGUGUGACUGUAGCAGACCCUCCCAGUGCAGGAGGCCAGCGCUGCUGAUCUCUCUGUGUCCACCCAGAGGAGCAGCUGCACUGAUGGGUGCCCAGAAAACAGGGAGACUUGAAGAUUUGAGAGUGUGCUAGCAAUCUGGAAGCAGGCCAACUGCACAGCACACCAAGGCUGCCUGAGAGCAGCAUCCCAGAGCUGAGGGCUGCUAGCGGGAGUAGGUGGGCUGUAGCUAAGGCUGCCCCAGGACUCAGCUCCCUUCCUGCUCACCUGUGCAAGGCUGGAGUCUGCUCCAGGUCAUGGUGUGCUCCUGAUGAGAAGUUUGGAGCAGAGUAGCCAAGCGUUACUCUGGUUCUGGAUUACUGGUCCCCGUGCUGGCCAAUCAACCUCAUCACGACUCUUGCAAAGAAUCAAGAAAUCCAACCUCCCCGCUCCCAACACCCCAGGGCUCACUCCAGCUCCUGCUCAGUUUGUGUCUUGGCUGGCAGGACUAUCCUUUCUUUCUCUCCCAUUCUUCAAGCACAUCCUAGGCAGGGCCAAACCAGCAAGGUACCGAAUGCAAAGAUCUGACUUACCUACAGAUUUCGAAGGAGGGCAGCCUUGCUACUUCAGCGACUCGAAAGUGACAGGGCAAGGUCCAAGGCACAGAAUCAAGUAGCAGCAAGUAGUGGGUGUGGGGACAAGGAAGGAGUCCUUAUACAUUGGGAUCGUACAGCCAUUUUAGUUGGGUGGUUUUUUUCCCCCAGAGCAGGUGGGGCUGGGAGUGGGAAGUAGGAAAGAGUCUCCGUUUUCAUUUCAUAUCCUCUUUAUCAGGAGCAGCCCUUCUCCGUUUGUGCAACCUGUAGGACUGCACUGUGGUGGACGAGUCCACCGUGCAGGGAUCCAGGGGAGAGGGGAACACCACUGAGGAAAACAUCUUAGUAUAAAUGUGGCCAACUUAGACUCCAUUCUUCUCCAGGGCAAUGGUUUCCGCUCCCACAGGUGUGAAGUGAAAAGGACAGGAAAUGCUUCUUUGUCUUUGUGCAGAGGAAGCUUGGGGCUUUGCUCACACCACCUGGGGAUAUUGCUCUCCACCUCUACCAAUGUUUACAAGAACAUACCACACUGCGAUGCCUUCCUCCCAGACCCUGUCCCAGCAUUCAGACCUGCUUCCUGGCAGUCACUGACAUGUCUAAAUGAUGUGACUUUGGGAUUCUUCGUUGCUUUGAUUUAUUUUGCCACUGAGCAAUAAAAUCAUUAGAACCAUCUCA